Molecule: messenger RNA, 1656 nt
Organism: Aspergillus versicolor CBS 583.65
Lineage: Eukaryota; Fungi; Ascomycota; Eurotiomycetes; Eurotiales; Aspergillaceae
Product: Zn(II)2Cys6 transcription factor
Exons: 1
Coding region: 1-1656 (551 amino acids)
Biological process (GO): regulation of DNA-templated transcription
Molecular function (GO): DNA-binding transcription factor activity, RNA polymerase II-specific; zinc ion binding
Source: RefSeq, a predicted model, not a curated record
AUGCAUGUUCUGUUUCUUACCGCAUACCUCCAGAUAUGCCGAGCCCGGCGGGCGAAAUGCGACAACGAAAAGCCUUGCUCCUACUGUCGGCGAAUUGGAGCAACGUGCUCGGCUGAGCCAGCUUCUGCCACCACAGGCUUUGACCCGGCCAGCCUGGCUAUUUUGACCAAGCUCGAGGAGCUCCAGAGCGAGGUGCAAUCGCUGUCAGGCCGCCUGCAAAGCCCGCGCUCUCGCUCCCAAACCUCCUCGCUAGUCGCUCAAAAUUCCCCUCACCAGAUUACGCAGGCCCCCGUAUUGCACCUGGAUCGCCAUCUGCAGCGCGGCAAUAUCAGCCAGGUGCUUGCCUGGGAGAUCUGGCAGCCCCAUGAGCCCCCGCAGUGUCGCGCUACCAGCGAGGAACAGGACGCUGAUCCAGCGUCAUUCGUCAGACACACGGAAGGUUUGCUUGAUCUCGGCCUAUUUACCGGUUAUUUAGAUGCUUUCUUCCGCAACGUUCACACUUUGAAUCCCGUGCUGGACGAACAGCAGAUCCGGGCUCGGCUAACCAAAUUCUUGCUCAAUGGCAUUGAGUGGGACGCGGGUUCCUGCCUUCUCCUGCUUGUGUUAGCCAACGGGGCCUGUUCGUCUAGCUUUAGCGAUUCCUCGAUGGCCGGCCCCGCCAGCAGUCGAGACGAGCGCUGCCGGGUAAAUGAACAGGCAUUGGCAUUGUUCGAUGCUGCGGAGAAACGCAAGAGCACGCUGUGGCGCAGUGAUUAUCUGACGCAGGCUCGCUGUCAUUUCUACAGUGGCAUGUUCAUGAUGGUCUUGAUGCGACCGUUCGACGCCUGGCGCCACUUCCUCCAGGGGUUGGCGACGUGCCAAAUGUCGACAGCUCCGGACAGAGAUGUUGACCCCGUUGACAAGCAGCACAAGGAAAGCAUCUAUUGGUCGUGUUGGAAGUCCGAGCGAGAGCUCCGCAUUGAAUUGGACUUGCCCAAUUUUAGUUCGUUGGGAUAUGACCAUCCUAUCAUGUUUCCAACUCUACCUCCCGAAGUCUUUGAUCAAGAGCAGCUCCGAGCAUGGUACUUCUAUCUCGCGGAAAUUUCCCUCUGGCGCUCCGAAAUGACGGCCCGCGACACCCUGGCAGAGUCCGUGAAGCAACAACCAAGUGCCCUGGAAUCUCUAGCAGAGCGAACAAUGGACUUGGAGACAUCGUUGGCCUCCUGGAAGGCUUCCUUGCCGGAUGCAAUCAACCUCGACGUCGGAAGACAGAGUAGCACAAGAGAUUUACUCCACUUUGUUCUCCAGGGUCGACUGACUUACAAUUACGAAGUGCUGACAUGGCCGUUUCUGGAGACCUUGUUGCUAUUCGGAGCACAUAGAACCACCCCUGCAUUCGCCCUGGCUGCCCGGGGUAUACGCGUUCACUACGACCGGCUUUCCAUCAACCGGCCUGGCUUCUAUUAUCGACACCAUGGCACUUGGCUAAUGCGGCGCUCGUCGACACGCAGUGCAUGCAUUCUCCUUGCAGUCGCCCGUAGCAGUUCCCCCGAUCUUCUACCGACAGGGUGGGAAUCGUUAGUUUCAGAUACAAUAGCAAUGCUCGAGUACUGGAGUGAAACGCCCCAGGAUGAGAUCGUUAUAUUCUUGAAAGCUUUGUUGUCUGAAUUCAUGUAA